AUGCAGCAGGUGAUGCGGCUGGGCAUGCGCCUAAGGACGGCCAGCUGCGCCCUGAUGUACCAGAAGGCGCUGAAGCUGUCCCGGGCCAGCGUCGGCCAGACGGCGGCCAGCACCGUCAUUAACAUCANUGUGUACAUUGUGUGGACGUACCUCGGUGUGGCCUGUUUUGCCGGCAUCGGCCUCCUCCUGCUCUUCAUUCCCUUUCAGGCGCUGAUGGGGCGUCUUUUCUCCGGUGUCAGACUGCGCACUGCCCUGCUCACCGACGCCCGUUUGAAGUACAUGAAUGAGAUCAUCAAUGGAAUGCGGGUGAUCAAGAUGUACGCCUGGGAGGGGCCGUUUGCCAGUCGAGUCGCCGAUGCCCGAAAAGCCGAGGUUUCCCAGGUGAAGCGAGGCCUUUUUCUGAAGGCGAUCAACCUGAGCAUGUUCUUUGUGGCCAGUCGAAUCAUUCUUUUCUGCUGCUUCGUCCUCUACGUCCUGGUAAUUCAGCCCCUGACGGCAGAGGCGGUUUUUGUGAGCAUGGCGCUCUUCAACACCCUGCGCCUCAUUCUCACUUUCAUGUUCCCCUCGGCCAUCAGCCAGGCGUCAGAACUGAAGAUUACCUGUCGGCGGAUUGAGAAAUUCCUCCUUCUCGAAGAGAUGCCUACGCCUGAGGAAUUAAAAAGCAAGGCUGGCAAAGAGAAAGACGGCAGCAAGGGCAGCUCCGUGGUGGUGAACAACAUUACCGCUAAGUGGAACCAAGAGGUGGUUCGACCCACGCUAAAAGACGUCUCUGUGCGGCUGAAGCAGGGCGACCUGCUGGCGGUGAUUGGCCCGGUCGGCAGUGGAAAGAGCUCCUUCCUGAUGAGCCUCCUCAAUGAGCUGCCCGUGGAGGCGGGCCGCGUGGAGGUGGAAGGCAGCGUGGCGUACGCUAGCCAGGACGCCUGGUCUUUUCAGGACAGCGUCCGCAACAAUGUCCUCUUUGGCAUGGACUACGACGACAAGCGCUACCAGAAGGUGGUAGAGGUGUGUGCCCUCCAGCGCGACCUCACGCUGAUGCCAUUCGGCGACCGGACGCUGGUCGGCGAGAAGGGCGUCAGUUUGAGCGGUGGGCAGCGAGCGAGGAUCAACUUGGCCAGAGCCGUGUACCGAAACGCCGACAUUCUCCUCCUGGACGACCCGCUCUCUGCCGUGGACACCAGCGUGGCGGAGCACAUUUUUGAGCGGUGCAUUCUGGAGCACCUGAAGGAGAAGAUUCGCAUUUUGGUCACCCAUCAGGUGCAGUUCAUUGAGAAAGCCACCAAGAUUCUGGUGCUGAAAGAGGGGCAGGUUUUUGCCUUUGGCAGCUACAAUGAGCUGCAGCAGCUCGGAAUUGACUUUAUGAGCCUCCUUUCGGAGCCUGAGAAGGACGGGAAAAGUGAAAGUGGCGGUGAUGGAGACUCCCUCUCCCGCGACCGAACCACUUCAACUCUCAGUCUGGAGCGAUCCAUCAGCGUGCAAAGCGUCAGUUCGGAUGCGCUGAAGGGCCGCUCGAGGACGCUCUCCUCAGCAAAGGCGACCGAAAGCUUCGAGGUGCAAAAUCCCGAGGGUGAUGAUGACGACGAGAAACAGGCAUUGGAAGAAUCAACUGAGAUUAAAGCAGAAGAAGAAAAAUUCAGCCGCGGUUCAAUCAAGGGUCGCGUCUACAAGGAGUACCUGAAAGCUGGGUCGGGGCCGGUGAUGUUCAUCGCCAUGAUCUUCUUCACCGUCGCCUCGCAGGUGCUCUUCCACGGCUCGGAUUAUUUUCUUACCUACUGGACCGACAACAACCAGCGCAAUGACAUUGUGGUGGAUGAGUCUCAGCAAACCACUGACAUUAUCAUCUACUCGGCGCUGGUGGCCGCCCUCUUUGUCACCACCAUCCUCCGCUCGGUCUUCUUCUUCGUCAUCUGCAUGACCGCCAGCGUCAAUCUGCACAAUAAAAUAUUCGCCCGACUGCUGCGCGCUCAGCUGGCCUUUUUCGACGCCAAUCCCGCGGGCCGCAUAUUAAACCGUUUCACCAAGGACCUGGGCAUCAUCGACGAGAAUCUACCCACGACAGCGUUUGACCUCAAUUUGACCAUUGGCCAGGCAAUUGGCGUAAUCAUCACCGUCAGCAUUGUCAACUAUUACCUUGUUCUGCCGGCCAUUGUCCUCGCCGGGCUGAUCGUCUACAUUCGCGGCAUCUACAUCAAGUCGGCGCGAGACAUCAAACGAUAUGAGGGGCUCGCCCGAUCGCCCGUUUACUCGCACGUCUCCACGACCAUUGCCGGGCUGGCCAGUAUCCGCGCUUACGGCGCUCAGAGGCAGUUUGAGCAGCAGUUUUACAGCUACCAAAAUGAUCACAGUGCCACUUGGUUCAUCUUUAUUAGCUCUUCGCGAGCAAUGGGCCUGAUGAUGGAUUGGAUCAGCACGCUUUACAUUUGCGUCAUCACCCUUGUGGGUGUGCGGCAAUCGGCUGAAUUUGAGUCGCAGAUGACCUCUGUAGAGAGGCUUGUAGAUUAUUAUUCACUGGCAAAGGAAGCGCCGGCAGAAUCGGAGCCGAAAUUGAAGCCUUUUAAGGAGUGGCCAGACAAGGGGCGAAUUGACUUUGAUCGCAUGACGCUGACGUACGCUGGCUCAGAUAAGCCGGUGCUGCGCGGGCUCACCUGCACCAUUGAGGGCGGCGAGAAGAUUGGCAUCGUCGGAAGGACAGGUGCUGGAAAGAGCUCGAUGAUUGCGGCGCUGUUCCGUCUCACCGAGCCAACUGGUGCGAUUCGCAUUGACGGCGUCGACAUUCAGUCUAUUGGAUUGAAUGACCUUCGUUUGAAAAUCUCUAUCAUUCCCCAAGAUCCGGUCAUUUUUUCCGGUACUGUUCGCUACAACCUUGACCCUUUUAGCGAGUUUCCCGACUGUGAUCUGUGGGCGGCGUUAGAAAAGGUGCAGCUGA
Rhagoletis zephyria (snowberry fruit fly) is the source of this 2923-nucleotide messenger RNA. Lineage: Eukaryota; Metazoa; Arthropoda; Insecta; Diptera; Tephritidae. The record is from RefSeq and is a predicted model, not a curated record.